AUGGACGCAUUCAUACAAGCAUGCGUUCUGCUUGCAUUAUGUCUCGGCUGGGUUCAUAUAACUGCUUACAACAUACGGAACCACCCAUGUUGCUUGGAGCCCAACCAGAACCUCACCCUGGCUAUGAUCAUCGACGCGUUUGAGAUCUACGGUCACGACCCCACGGAUAAACUGGACAACUUGUGGUUGUAUCAAAACGAAAUGCUGCGUAUAAAGACUGCCGAAGACCAGUAUCUAAUCAACGAACGAGUUCACAUUGCCACCGACCAUUUGGGACGAUUUAUAAAACUUCAUAUCCAGGAAUUAAAGGUUCUUCUCAUCACCUUGGACGACGUAAUCGAUAACAUGCUGACGAUGUACGAGAACCACAACUCUAUAGCUGCUGAGAGGAAGGCCACGUACACUGGGCCAGUUCCCAUGGAAUUCUACAUGAGCCAAGAAUACUACUGCGGGAAGAACGUCUACAUCUUUCUAUCAGAGUUGUACAGCGACAUCUAUCACAUGGGCCGCGGGGUCGCCCCGUACUGCAAGGAACGGUCCUUCGUCUUCCUCGGCUUCCUUCAUUACCACGACGAAAAGAAGUACUACCUCCUUGACGACCCCAGCAUCUCUUUCCCGACGGAUAACUUCCUUCAUGGACUGGAGUGCCAUUUAGGAGUUUGUAUAUUCAGGUUUCCAUUCAAGAAGCUUCUCCAGCAAGAAAGGGACGUCACAACCUUGCCCAAAGCCAUCGUCAAAUGUGGCUUGGUCAUGUACAAGCUGCCUCCUCUCACGGCCGCCUCCUGCAUCGUCACUUCCGGAUCUUUCAUCCUGGACUUUAACAUCCAGGGUCUUCGGUAUAGACACCACGACUAUCUUUUGACGAUACCAAACGGACAAACCUACUAUACGAAAGAAAAACAUACGCCUUUGGUAUGCGACCACCAUGUUUGUGAGUGGAAUUACACCAACCAUUAUGGAGGACCCUUCUUAAUUCCCGGAGAUCCGGGCACGGGAAUAGACCCGGUGCCGCCGUACGUGGAGCCCACACCCAAGCCGGAUGAAGAUGAUGACAACAUCACCACACCUUACUUGCUGAACGGUUGUUUCUUCGUAUACCCACCCAACUACGGGUCCAUCGCGGGCAAGAGUUACCUGGACACCGUGGACUUGCACGACGACCGGUGGACGUGCAACAACGCAGGCCCGGGUCUGUACUGGUAUCCUCAAUGGAUGGGCCUGCCUUCUCAGGCGAAAGAUGGGAAAAAAGAUGAUUAUGGACCGCCUUUCUACCCACACCAGAAGCGUUACGACGAACCGCCAGAAGACUAG
This is a messenger RNA of Amyelois transitella, 1311 nucleotides long. RefSeq lists its product as uncharacterized. NCBI's taxonomy places the organism in Eukaryota, Metazoa, Arthropoda, Insecta, Lepidoptera, Pyralidae. The record is from RefSeq and is a predicted model, not a curated record. The transcript has 10 exons. Bases 1 to 1311 code for a protein of 436 amino acids.